This is a messenger RNA of Ictalurus furcatus (blue catfish), 1031 nucleotides long. RefSeq names its product 3-monooxygenase/tryptophan 5-monooxygenase activation protein, gamma polypeptide 2 (gene ywhag2). Gene Ontology annotation, molecular function: protein kinase C binding. Lineage: Eukaryota; Metazoa; Chordata; Actinopteri; Siluriformes; Ictaluridae. The record is from RefSeq and is a predicted model, not a curated record. Gene Ontology annotation, cellular component: cytoplasm. The transcript has 2 exons. Gene Ontology annotation, biological process: signal transduction. Bases 164 to 907 code for a protein of 247 amino acids.
UGAUGGGAGGGGCUAAAGGGGCCCAGAAGCAGACGGCGAGGAACAGCUGCAGAGCGGUGCUCCUUCACCAAAUUACAGUGAUAAGAGGAAAGAGACAGAAAAGAACCCCAGCAUAUUUAAAAUUUCACUCAUACCGUAGAAUAAACAAACCAAGACAUUAAACAUGGUUGACCGUGAACAGCUGGUUCAGAAAGCUCGACUAGCUGAGCAGGCGGAGAGAUAUGACGAUAUGGCAGCAGCCAUGAAAUCGGUAACAGAGCUAAAUGAGGCUUUGUCUAAUGAGGAGAGAAACCUACUUUCUGUGGCAUACAAGAAUGUGGUAGGUGCACGCCGCUCCUCCUGGAGGGUGAUCUCUAGCAUUGAGCAGAAGACCUCAGCUGAUGGCAAUGAAAAGAAGAUUGAGAUGGUGCGAGCCUACCGUGAGAAGAUUGAGAAAGAGCUGGAGACUGUAUGCCAGGAUGUGCUUAGCCUGCUCGACAACUAUCUGAUCAAGAACUGCAGCGAUGCACAGCAUGAAAGCAAGGUGUUCUACCUGAAGAUGAAGGGCGACUACUACCGCUACCUGGCAGAGGUUGCUACAGGUGAGAAGCGAUCCACAGUGGUGGAGUCUUCUGAAAAGGCAUACAAUGAGGCGCAUGAGAUCAGCAAGGAACACAUGCAGCCCACACAUCCCAUCCGCCUGGGCCUGGCACUCAACUACUCAGUUUUCUACUAUGAGAUCCAGAAUGCACCGGAGCAGGCAUGUCACCUGGCCAAGACAGCAUUUGAUGAUGCCAUUGCCGAGCUCGACACCCUCAACGAGGACUCCUACAAAGACUCCACGCUCAUCAUGCAGCUGCUGCGAGACAACUUGACACUGUGGACGAGUGAUCAGCAGGAUGACGAGGGCGGCGAGGGCAACAACUAAGUGGUAGAUCUUUCUCUGUGCAGAAAAAUUUAUUUAAGAAAUACGGCUGGUGGACUUUGGCAAGCAGCUUUUGCCAUGGUUUCCUCUGCAGUGGCAGUUCUUUAUUUUUCCAUGAAUUUAAAAA